GGCGCACCAUGUCUAGACCUGUAUACGUUCUACGUGUUGGAGACCCAAUUCGCAAUCCCUUGUGGUCUACAUAGUACCUGUAGAGGUCCAGACACAAACAAACGACCCGAUUCGCCGUAACAUCAAGCGGGGCAAGAUUUGAGAUUCAUCUAGGGCGAGUUUAAGGAAGGAGAUACUUGGCGACUUGCUAUAUAAACUCGAGACCUGGACGACACUGAGUUCUGCUACCUCUUUAUCGAUCAUCUUUAUCACUUCUUGGUUCCUUAUGCAACAUGAUGGCCAAACGACUACUACAUCUACUCCCUUUCGUCCAUGCCACGCCUGCCUACGCCACGCCUGGGCAGAAUGAAGAGAGUGACGUCGCAUCUCCACGAUGCGACUCAUCAGCAUUCUCCAAACCAGAUUUGGGUUCUCAUAUAGAGAUUCUCUCUUUCUCGGCAGUUCAUCAAAGUAAUUACACCAGCGUGAGAGGAAGUCCUAUACUGCCCGCUCUGAACGAGUUGAGUUUCUGCCAGGUCCAGGUUUACCUCACUCACAAAGGCACCAACGACAAGGUCCUCGUCGAGGUAUGGCUUCCUUCCACUCAUGACAACUGGAAUGGUCGCUUCCAGGCAACUGGAGGCGCAGGCUUUGCAACUGGCAUGUUCAGUGCCCAACUCGGUGUAGCUGUGCAAAACGGCUGGGCAGCUGUGUCGACGGAUGGCGGACACGAUCCAGACCUCGCCAAAACAGGCGAUGCUUCGUGGGCGUUGAACGAGGAUCGCAGCAUAGAUUGGAACCUAUUCAACAAUUUUGCUACGAGAAGCGUUGUCGAGCAGAUCGCAGUGGGCAAGAACAUCACGGAACAAUACUUCGGCAAGAAACCUCACCAUUCGUACUGGAAUGGGUGUUCGACUGGAGGUCGACAAGGCUAUGCUAUUGCGCAAAGAUACCCGCACCUGGUUGAUGGCAUCCUUGCAAAUGCGCCUGCAAUCAGCUUCGCACAUUUUGUUACGGGAGAAUUCCACCCACAGAUCACGAUGAAGCUUCUAGACACUUACAUGUCGAAAUGCGAGCUUGAGUAUUUCAGAUGGCAGGCGAUCGAGCGCUGCGACAUGCUAGACGGCGUACGUGAUGGAAUGCUCGAGGACCCGGAAGCAUGCGACUUCGAUCCCAACGGGCUUGUGGGUGACACGAUCGAGUGCGAUGGAGCGGAAGUGCAGAUUACCAAAUCGAUGGCGCAACUCGUUAUCGAAAUUCAAAAAGGCUUCCCGGCCUCCGGGCCUCGUGUAUGGCAGGGCCUUGCACCUGGAGUUCCCAUGGACGCACUCGCGGGCAUCAGUGUAUCAAGCGAGGGCGUUCGCUCGCAGCGGCCCUUUCCUAUCAGUUCUAGUUGGCUCAAGAACUUUCUUCUCCGGGAUGAAUCAUUCAACCUUUCCAGUCUGGAGAUGCCUCAAUUCGUUGAACUAUUUGCGCAAGCUAGCUAUGAGUAUGGUGCUAUCUUAAACGCCGACAACCCCGACUUGUCGGCUUUACAAAUGUCAGAUACGAAGCUCCUUACGUGGCAUGGUCUGAACGACCAGUUGAUACCAUUUCAAAACACCGUAGCUUACCGAAAACGAGUUGAAGGGGCAAUGGGAGGAGCGCAAGCAGUUGACGAUUACUACCGCCUCUUUCUGGUCCCUGGUGUUCAGCAUUGUGGGGGAGGUGAUGGACCCGUUCCAACAGACCCCUUGGCUGCCCUUAUCACAUGGGUGGAGGAUGGCCAACCACCAGAAACACUGGACGCGGAGACCACAACUGAGUAUGGAGAAACGAUCACAAGAGAGCUGUGCGCUUGGCCAGCGAAGUCUAAAUACAUGGGCAUUGGAGAUGCGAAGCGGGCUUCGAGUUGGAGCUGUGAGGGGGGAACCGAGAGGCUUGAAGAUCUUGAUCUUGAUAAGCGGGAUGAGCAGGUACAAUUUUUGGGCAUGCAGAUGCAACCGCAGAAACCAGGAUACCGUUUGAGGAAGGACGACGACAACAACGACAACGUGGAGGAUGGCGGACGCACCGGACAGGUAUUGGCAGGGCUGAAAGAUCGAUUGGAGGGUCUCGACCUUGGUUUGAUGAUUGGUUAAGUACAGUUCAACCACAACUCGCCGGUCUCGGCCGAGCAACGCAAUCACAGCAAGAACAUGCGAUUUCGCAAAAAGUUAACAUCACUAUGAUACAAUCACACUGACCAAUUUGGUGGUUUGGGGUCGACUAUAGUUCUAACGAGUAACCCUAACAUAGGCU
Messenger RNA from Dothidotthia symphoricarpi CBS 119687, 2259 nucleotides. RefSeq names its product tannase-domain-containing protein. The transcript has a single exon. The record is from RefSeq and is a predicted model, not a curated record. Bases 276 to 2099 code for a protein of 607 amino acids. Lineage: Eukaryota; Fungi; Ascomycota; Dothideomycetes; Pleosporales; Dothidotthiaceae.